Messenger RNA from Lycium ferocissimum, 1456 nucleotides. RefSeq lists its product as uncharacterized. Bases 346 to 1164 code for a protein of 272 amino acids. The transcript is spliced from 3 exons. NCBI's taxonomy places the organism in Eukaryota, Viridiplantae, Streptophyta, Magnoliopsida, Solanales, Solanaceae. The record is from RefSeq and is a predicted model, not a curated record.
UUCAUCUGGUGUGAAUGGAUCACAACAAAGUUCUGGCAUUGACUAUAAUCACCCACUGUUCUUGUCUCCUGCAGAUGUAAGUGGAAUUCAGAUCAUUUCUUUCCAACUUACAGGUAUUGAAAAUUACUCUAUCUGGUUUAACUCUAUGAAACUUGCUCUCUUAGGAAGAAAUAAGUUGGGAUUAGUAAUGCGGUGGUAUGGCAAGAUCUGUGUGAAAGAUUUAAUAAAAUUGAUGGAUCAAGAACCUACAAUCUACAUAAAGAAAUAGCCACUCUAAGUCAAGGCACAGCUUCUGUGUCUGUGUACUUCUCAAAAUUAAAGAGUUUGUGGGUAGAAUUUGAGUCAAUGGUACCAGCUCCUGGUUGUAAUUGUUCUAAGUCAAAAGCGUUUGUAGAACACUUACAGAAAAUGAAGUUGUUUCAAUUCUUGAUGGGCUUGAAUGAUGCUUACUCUCAGGCUAGAAGCCAAAUACUUAUGAUGAAUCCUAUGCCCAAUGUAAAUCAAGCCUACUCUCUAGUGAUCAGUGAUGAGUCUCAAAAAGCUGUAGCAGCUAGUUCUGGAAUUCUAGGGACUAAUCCAAGUGUCACAGUUGGAAACAUUGAUUUAGCAAUGUAUUCAAGGAAUAAUAUGAGUCAAAAUAAUGGGAGUCAAGGUGGUUCAAAUCAGUAUGGACAUCAGAAAUUUAAGAAACCUUAUAACAGCUUGAUCUGUGAAUUUUGUAAGUGUAAGGGUCACACUAAAGACACAUGUUUCAAGCUAGUAGGAUAUCCUUCUGAUUUCAAGUCCAAGAAAGGUAUGAUAGGCAGGAAAACUGGUCAGAAUCAAAGGUAUGGUGCUGCUUAUAAUGCAGUAGGAGAAAGUUCAAAUAUGGAUCUUGGACCAGUCAACACUCAAGACUGUAAUGUUCAACAAGCAUCCGUGCCUUAUAAUAUGAAUGGGGCAGGAUCUAGCUGUGGACAAGGCAAUAAUAUGGGAGGAUAUGGUUCUCAAAAUGGAAGAGGUGAUGCACAGCUACAGAUAGGAAAUGCAUUUACUAGAGAGCAGUAUGAUCAGAUUGUUCAGUUGCUCAACAAGAGUCAUAAUGUCAAUUCAACUGUGUCUUCAGCAAAUGCAGCAGGUGAUGUAGUAGGAUCUCUUCACUGGAAGGGUGAAGGAGAUUGGUAGAGAAGAAGCUGGUUUAUACUUGUUGCUGAAUCAACAUACAUAUAAUGGAAAACAUGUCAGUCUAGCAGUGAAGAAUCCUGAGGAUGCAGUGUGCAGUCAAGAUAUUAGCUUGUGGCAUAAAAGACUUGGCCACAGUUCUUACUCAGUUUUGAAUAGACUUUUUUCUUGUAAUUCUAGUUAUGUAAGGAGUAUUAUAGAUAAUUGCACUAUAUGCCCAUGUGCCAAACAAUCUAGAUUGCCCUUUCAGCCUAGUCAUAUAAAAACUAGUGACAGACUUGAAAUGGUGCAUGUA